Trichoplax adhaerens is the source of this 1104-nucleotide messenger RNA. RefSeq lists its product as uncharacterized. The record is from RefSeq and is a predicted model, not a curated record. Gene Ontology annotation, molecular function: GDP-D-glucose phosphorylase activity. The transcript has 11 exons. NCBI's taxonomy places the organism in Eukaryota, Metazoa, Placozoa, Uniplacotomia, Trichoplacea, Trichoplacidae. Gene Ontology annotation, biological process: glucose metabolic process. Gene Ontology annotation, cellular component: cytoplasm. The coding region runs from base 1 to 1104 and encodes 367 amino acids.
AUGUCAAAGCAAAGCGGAAACGAUUCUUUAAUUACGGAGAAAUGCAAAUUCCCUUACUCUUCUGGCGAUUUACUCGUACAUCAUCUCCCAACAUCAGCAAACGAAGAUCAAAAUCAGCUCAGUAAGUUUGAUAUCCAAUUACGCAAUGCUUGGGAUAAAGCAAUGAAUCUGGGCUACUUUCGUUAUACUCUGGACGAAUUACAAACCAAGGUUCUGCCUGGGCCAGCUGGUUAUGUUGCGCAGCGAAACUUAAAAAGAGCGACGCAAAGACGAAAGCCUGGCAGCUUCUUCACUGUCAAGCAACCGUUCGAUGGUACCCGUUUCAAUUUUAACAAGAUUAAUGCAAAAGAGAUUCUCUUUGAACUUUGUCCACAACAUGGGCUUAUAUCUCAAGAACAUAAUGACGAGGAGAGUAUACCAUCCAGAAACUUGGUAAUCAUAAAUGUUAGCCCUGUAGAAUACUGUAAUAUUCUGCUCGUCCCAGCUAUCGAGGAUUGUUUGCCUCAGGCUGUAACAAUUAACGGAUUGCAAUUGGCUAUGGAAAUGUUGCUACUCAGUUCACAAAGGGGAUUUCGUAUUGGAUUUAAUAGUAUUUGCGGAUUUGCUUCUGUUAAUCACUUGCAUUUUCAUGCCUAUUGCAUCAAUUAUGAACUUCCAUCUGAGAAAUGGAACGGGAAACCAAUUAGUGGGCCUUGUAUGGAAUUGGUAGAUUCACCGGCUAAGGGUUUCGGAUUUCAGUACGUGAAUGGCGACUUGCGAUGUUUCAUUAAAAAUAUAUACAGACUAACAUCACUGCUUCACGAGAAAGAGAUAGCCCAUAAUAUUUUUAUAACAAGAGGAAAGCCAUUUCAAAAGAACAACAUAAGCAGUGACGUUGUAGUAAGAGUGCUGGUUUGGCCAAGAGUUUCUUCACUAGGUGCCAAAGAUGAAAACGUACUUAGUGUUGCAUUUUGUGAGCUAGCUGGUCACUUAAUAGUGAAAAACGAAAGUCAAUUUGAGAUCAUUACUGAUGAAAGUAUAAGCUCACUCAUACACGAAAUAUCACUACCUGAGAGUGAAUUCAAAGAAUUAAGACAAAAUAUUCAAAAUCUUUACUCGGAAUAA